Messenger RNA from Rhizoctonia solani, 702 nucleotides. RefSeq names its product Sugar (and other) transporter. Gene Ontology annotation, molecular function: carbohydrate:proton symporter activity. Gene Ontology annotation, cellular component: membrane. The record is from RefSeq and is a predicted model, not a curated record. NCBI's taxonomy places the organism in Eukaryota, Fungi, Basidiomycota, Agaricomycetes, Cantharellales, Ceratobasidiaceae. Gene Ontology annotation, biological process: carbohydrate transport; transmembrane transport. The transcript is spliced from 5 exons. Bases 1 to 702 code for a protein of 233 amino acids.
AUGUUGGGCUAUAAGACAGAGGACAGCGGGGUGACUGAGCCCCCACAAGUCCCUCCACACCCCACUCAGAGACGACUUGACGAACCAAUCCUUCGUCCAACCCCGUUCUAUAAACCACCCUCGUCCCUAUCUGUAAUUAUUAUGGCGGGUGGACCAGUUGCGGCUGGAGGCGGCUUAGGAGGCGAUGGAGCUCCCAAAAAUAAGUUUGCAGGUAUUCUUAUGACUGCUUUUGCUGCGUUCGGUGGUAUUUUGUAUGGUUAUGACACUGGUGUUAUCUCUGGCAUCAAAGAGAUGGACGACUGGCUGAGAACAUUUGGUCACCAAAAUGCGACGGGUAAAUAUGCCAUCACCACAGGUCAAGAAUCCUUGGUAGUCGAUUCUUUCUGCGGGUACCUUCGUGGGUGCUCUUCUGGCUGCGCCGGUGGGCGACUUCAUUGGUCGCAAAUGGGGUGUCGUAUUCUCAACGCUCAUUUUCUCGAUGGAGUCGCUCUUCAGACGGGAACUUUGAACAUGGACGUCUUUGUUGUUGGUCGUGUCUUCGCAGGUCUUGGUGUUGGGAUGAUGUCUACUUUGGUGCCAAUGUACCAUCAGAAUGUGCGCCCAAAUGGAUUCGUGGGGCAGUCGUAUCUUGCUACCAAUGGGCAAUCACAUUGGUUUGCUCGUUGCCGCUAUCGCCAACAACGGCACCAAGAACCGGCCUGA